This is a messenger RNA of Python bivittatus (Burmese python), 2376 nucleotides long. The record is from RefSeq and is a predicted model, not a curated record. NCBI's taxonomy places the organism in Eukaryota, Metazoa, Chordata, Lepidosauria, Squamata, Pythonidae.
UGGUGCUCAUGUCGGCCACCAUCAACAUCCAGCUCUUCGCGGACUACUUCGGCGGCGCCCCCGUGAUCCAGGUCCCCGGGCGGCUCUUCCCCAUCAGGGUCCUCUAUGAACCCAUCCGCCCUGAGGAAAGCACCAGUGGGCGCAGGGAGCGACUGAACGUCCGGCCCUUCCUGCGUGUGCUCCAGGCCAUCGACCACAAGUAUCCGCCGGAGGAGAGGGGAGACCUGCUCAUCUUCCUCAGCGGUGUGGCUGAGAUUGGGGUGGUUAUGGAGGCUGUGCAGUCUUAUGCAGCCUUCACCAAGCGCUGGGUGGUCCUUCCUCUGCACAGCACCCUCUCUGUGGCUGAGCAGGACAAGGUCUUUGACAUCACUCCACCGGGAGUCCGGAAAUGCAUAAUUUCCACCAACAUUGCCGAGACUUCAGUGACCAUUGACGGGGUCCGAUUUGUUGUGGACGCUGGUGAGAGUCCUCCCCCCUGCCCCCUCCUGUUGUAGAGAGUGGUCUGCCCGUGGAUUUGGCAGAUGGAGGGGAGCUGAGAGAGGCCUUUUUUCACCCAGGAAGCAAACCCUGGUGUAGAAAAGCCAUUGAGAUGACCUCGAAGGGAAUAUUCAGACGCCAUUACAGAAGCAACCAGGGCAGAAGCGUGCCUUGAGCCCUGGGAAAGGAGGUGGAGUUAGGAGGAGGCUCAGGCGGGCCUUUCCCUGGCUCCCUGGGGCGUGAGAGGGAGGGGAGGAAAAACCCAAGCAGACUGGCGAGGUCCUGUUCUUGGGGCCUCCCGGUGUCCCUGUGGAGUCGGUAUCUUGACCUGGUCCAGCACGUAGGGUUGACCUCAGUCUUGCAGGACUGCUGGUGUUGUUUCUCCUUCCCAGGACUCGAGGCUUGCUUCUGCCCUGGCUGCUUCUGUAAAGCUGCUGAAUAUUCUCUUCAAGGCCUCCUCCGUAGCUCGGUACCCCUGUGAGGUUGGAUGUAGGGGCCAAGCUGGGGCCAGUGUGGAUGGUGGAGUCAGCAUUAAGCAACAUGGGCUAUUUUGUGCUAUUCCUUCUGUCCUUUCCUGGGAAUGGCACAAAAUAAAAUGGUAAUGGUGGUGGUGAUAAUGAUUUAUUGCCUGCCUUUCCCAAGACACAGUAAUUUCAGGGAAACACUGCAAUUAUAUAAUUACUGUAGCAGUCUGCAUAGCAGACCACCUUGCCUCUGAAGAUGCCAGCCACAGUUGCCGGCAAAAUGUCAGGGUAUCUGUUGCCUAAUCCACGGUCACUAGAUCAUGAAACCCAGCGGUGUGCAACAGAUGCUGGCUGUGAAAGCUUAACUAUUAAUGAAAUUGGUUCAUCAUGUCCAGCGGACACGAAAUGCUGAUCCUAAAAUUAACCAAACACAAGAACCCUGCAUACUUUAAAAUAACAAAAUCCCAUGAUAUGACCAAGCUUGCAGACAUCAUCAUUGAAGCUUGUAUUCAACAAAGCAGUAAGAAUUGUCAAGAUUAAGGAGAGUAGAGCAGAUGACCAGACCCUCCAUGAACCCACUAGUCCACUCAGAAGGUCUUGAAGCCCUGGUCAUCAAGCUGUUGCACAGGUAAUUCAGUUGGAUGAGGCAGGUCCCUGAAAGCACAACCUAGAGUGAAGGACAGAAAGAAGGUCCUCCUCAGAGGAAUAUAAGGAGCAAGCAGGACAGAUAAAUACUGGGGUGUAUGAGACCAGAGGGCUCUCAAUGCAAGCACCAGGGUUUACCCUAAACUGGUUAACUACCAAUCCCAUGAAGAGCCCUGCAGUGUAACGAGACCUGAGAAGAGAAGAGAAGAGAAGGUCCAGAACAGCUUGAAUGGCAGUGAACUAAGAUCAGGGAACUCUGGAACCCUUGUCAAGGGGCAGUUGCAAUAAUCCGUAUAUGAAACAACCCAUGUCUCUGCCAGUGAAGCCACGCUCUCUGUUGUCAGAACCCCCUGAGUUCUGUGAAUGUCCCUCAAAUGAAACUCAGCAACUCCCACUGUAAAAUUAGUAAAUGGAUACAAAGUCAGCUGAUCAUAAAGCAAGACCCCCAAGGCUGCGAGUGGAGGAAACUAUGGCAACCCCUGAGCCCUGGAAACAGGGCAGGAGAGGAUGGGAAGGGCAAUGAUCUUUGGGUGCUGGGAGGACCUCCAAGAGGAAACGGUGCAGAGCAUUCUGCCAUGAUUGAUCACAGAUCAUCAAGGAUCACAGAAGACUGAUAGACCAGUGUAAAAAUAAUAAUACUGAAAGUCCUGAUUGGUGUGCUUGAGGGAAGAGUAGAAAGACUAAAAAAUAGCACGGACAAUGACGUCCAGGAACAUAGCCUAGACCAGUGAUUCUCAACCUUUUUGAAGCUGCCGCCCCCCUAGGGAGCGGAAAAUUUUUCAACGCCACC